Molecule: messenger RNA, 1203 nt
Organism: Pieris macdunnoughi
Lineage: Eukaryota; Metazoa; Arthropoda; Insecta; Lepidoptera; Pieridae
Source: the annotation of a GenBank genome assembly
AUGGUUGAAGCAAGUAAAUUCUGGUUUGAAAAAUCAUGCAGUGAUUCCGAUUGUCACACUUUGAUUCAUCCCUGGACACGGACUUGCUCCAAUGCAACUUCCUCUAUGUUAAUGAGUUGUAUAAAGGGCAGUUAUAAGUUUUAUGCUAUGGUGUACAUUAUACAAAUACUUAUGAGGGGAAAGAAAUUAACCAAAGAGGAUAUAUUGGAGCAAUUUAAACUUUAUUUAAAAUCUGGAAUUUUUGGUCUUACUGUUGGUAGUUCAUUUGUAACUUUAAAUUGUAUAUUUAGGAAACUCUUCUUCAGUCAAUUUACAUACUACACAACAGUUCUCCUACCAUGUACCAUAAGUGGAGCUGCAGUAUACUUUGAACCACCAUACAGAAGGGUUAUGGUUGCAAAUCUUUUUGUCAAUCUGGUUUUUGAAUACUGGAUACGCACACUAGAGAUGAAAGGCUGGCUUCGGCGCUCAGCUAGCCGGGAGACACUUAUAUUCAUGCUGGGUAGUUCUCUCUUCUUCUAUCUUAUGCGUUUAGACAGAGAUAAUAAAAAGAGGACGCCUUUAUUCUGGUUUUUCACUCCACCGCGAGUAUCUAAAGAGGUUGGCGAACCAAUGGACGGUAUUAAGGGAAGGAGUGACGCCUGUCCACAUAAGGGACCAUGUGUGAACUAUAUUUUAAAGGGUGCAGCGCAACUGUUCGGAGUAGGCUGUGCCAUGUCAAUGCUUCGCACCAUCAUUCCAAGAAUAUUGACGCCGGCUAAAGCUCUAAAGUCCUUAAAGCUGUCGCAUUUAAAACUUGGUGUUUUCUUCGGUGGUUAUAUAGGAAUUUAUAGGCUGAUAGUAUGUCUGUUAUGCCGCUCAACGGGCCGAGACAGCGCGUUACACGCAGUACCAGCGGGCUUCCUGGCCGGAGCCGCGCUUAGGGCUUCGCCCUCGCUGCCUAUAGCGCUCGCGCCUCUCACGUCUUCUCUCCAGAUUCUAGGUUCAUGGGGCUACCAGAAGGGUCUCAUACCAGAGCAGUGGCCUUUAGUAGAACUAGUCUACUGCAUAUGCCAGGGUAUACUCUUCCACGCCAGGGUAAUGCAUGAAGACGCCUGUCCACGCUAUAUCAUCAAUCUGAUGCAUACAGUUACUUCUAAUAAAGCGGAUGAAAUCCAGGGUGCUUUUAUCCAGAAAAUAUUAGCGCAUGGCGGUGGCAUGUAA